Molecule: messenger RNA, 359 nt
Organism: Raphanus sativus (radish)
Lineage: Eukaryota; Viridiplantae; Streptophyta; Magnoliopsida; Brassicales; Brassicaceae
Product: gibberellin-regulated protein 10-like
Exons: 2
Coding region: 1-270 (89 amino acids)
Source: RefSeq, a predicted model, not a curated record
AUGAAGUUGGCUGUUGUGCAGUUCUUCGUUGUCUCUCUUCUCCUUUCAACUUUUCUGUUCAUUCUUUCAAACGCCGAGUCGUCACCAUGUAACGGAAAAUGCAACGUGAGAUGUUCAAAGGCAGGAAGACAAGAUCGGUGUCUCAAGUAUUGCAAUAUAUGUUGCGAGAAAUGUGAUCAUUGUGUUCCCUCAGGCACUUACGGAAACAAAGAUGAAUGUCCUUGUUACCGCGAUAUGAAGAACUCUAAAGGCCAACCCAAAUGUCCUUGAACAUGUUUAAUAAAUUAUAUGUGCUGGUUGACACAUUAAAUAAGGAGUUCAAUAAAUUAUAUGUAUGAAAAAUGUGAAAGAUCUCAAUA